Clunio marinus is the source of this 207-nucleotide messenger RNA. The record is from the annotation of a GenBank genome assembly. Lineage: Eukaryota; Metazoa; Arthropoda; Insecta; Diptera; Chironomidae.
AUGAAUGUUUUUCUUAAAGAUGAACUCAAGGAAAAGGAGAAAAACGUACAGAAGGCAUCGAUUUUCUUCAUAUUUUUUCCUGUAUUUUCUUCCUUAGAUUUUCUUAGAGGGUCGAGUGAUGAAAUGAGAACUUAUUUCAAUGGUUAUUUGACAGAAUGGAUGAUUGGAAUAUUUGAUCGAAACAUGCAAUUAUACAAUCAAUUGUAA